CUCCGCUGUACAUGGUAUAAGAUCUAGGAGGCUUGCCGGCGAACAAGCGAAACCCAGUGAGAAAUGACAGGUGGAUGUCGGCAGCCAGCCCAAGCCGCGAAGAGAUGAAGACGGGCGAAGCUGAAGCUGGGAGAUGUGGGACCAGCUACCGGAGUUGAUAUUGACGCAUAUAUUUCGUUAUCUGGGCCGCGGAGAUCGCGUCAACGCGGGCCAGGUCUGUCGAUCAUGGAACCAGGCCAUGUCUUCUCCCGUCCUCUGGCGCUCCGUCACCAUCCUCGUCGACCGCGACCUCCGCGGGGACUUCCCUCUAGCUGGGGAACAAGUGGUAAAAUAUGGGCAACACAUGAGAAGUCUGGAAUUAGCCUGGUCGAGGCCUUACAUGUUACCGAGGUCGAGACUCGCGAGAAAUCUCCAAGCCGAGGCCGGCGCGGAGUUCCUGGCGGUACUUCGUCUAAAGGACGUCCAACUUAAGGAGCUCGUCCUUACGGACUGGGUCUUUGGCUGCAAGUGGGGUAACCGAGGAAAACUGUUGUACGUCUUGGCCAAGUUUCUCGGGGGCCAACACAACCUCGAAGUGCUGAGUUUGUUGAAUGCGAAUCUGGGAGUAAGCGACGUCUUGCGAUUGCUGGGAACCGUCGCCAAGUCUUGCGGAGAACACUUGGCUUCCCUGGACCUUCGAGGAGCUUUCAGGGAAUGGCAAGCACCUCACAGUAAUCCGAGGUAUCUACGAUUGCUUGGACGUCUUCACGCACUUACCACUUUGAAGCUCGAUUAUCCAGCUCUCUCCGAUAACGCGCUGAAUGCUCUAGCAAGUGCAUCACCUAAGGUCCUGAGAUCUUUGCACAUCUCUGUACGAGAUUCGGAUUCAAGGCAACACACAGUUGCAGAUACGGCUUGGCGGAAUCUCGCGAUAGCCUGCCCUAACUUAACCGUAUCCUAUACAAUAGUGAACAUCUCGCAUUACGAGGACAUGUGCUACUUGCUGCUACCAAGUGUACCAUUGGCAAGGUUUCAGAUGUUUAGCGGACACGUUUGGGAUCAAAGCAGAUCGCGAAAUUUCCGAAGCACCGUUGGAUUAUUGAUAACACAUUAUACCAAUACAUUAGCGGAGGUCAUGCUGCAAUUGCGGAACAAUCGCGAAUUACUAGACGAUCUAUUGGUAUCCAUGCUGGUGCGAUGCAAACACUUAACGCAAUUGCAAUACGACGGGAUUAUCAGAAGCCUGGACACUCUGAGAGAGAUUUGUCAACUCCAGGCUGACUGCAAAACCUGUUUUAAAACGAUCCACGUGAAACCUCGCAACGUCAAUCCUCAGAAUCGAGCAGUUCUGGACGACAUCACUUAUCAAUUUGAUCGCAAGAUGAUCGAGCAAGGAGUCGAUUUCAGGAUCGAAGAUCCUGCCUCUGUUCUGGUGUUCUACUGAAAUCUAAAUAAACCAACCCCCAACGCUGUCCCACAUUUUCUACAGAUGAUGCUUUACAGCUUCUGACCGCGAAGAAUAAAACA
This is a messenger RNA of Orussus abietinus, 1506 nucleotides long. Its product is annotated as F-box only protein 39. Gene Ontology annotation, cellular component: SCF ubiquitin ligase complex. Lineage: Eukaryota; Metazoa; Arthropoda; Insecta; Hymenoptera; Orussidae. Gene Ontology annotation, biological process: SCF-dependent proteasomal ubiquitin-dependent protein catabolic process; positive regulation of protein ubiquitination. Gene Ontology annotation, molecular function: protein binding. The transcript has 7 exons. Bases 134 to 1423 code for a protein of 429 amino acids. The record is from RefSeq and is a predicted model, not a curated record.